UCCUUACGGCCGCUCGCCCUCCCUCCCUCCUUCCUUUCUCCCCUCCCACCCUCCUUCCUUCCCUCCCUCCCUCCCGCACGGCAGCCGCGCUCGCCCAGCGGACGGGGUGUAAGGCAGCGACGUCGGCAGGAGCAUGGCCCGCACCAAGCAGACCGCCCGCAAGUCCACCGGGGGCAAGGCGCCCCGCAAGCAGCUGGCCACCAAAGCCGCUCGCAAGAGCGCGCCCUCCACUGGUGGGGUCAAGAAGCCGCAUCGCUACCGGCCGGGUACUGUGGCUCUCCGUGAAAUCAGGCGCUAUCAAAAAUCUACCGAACUUUUGAUCCGCAAACUUCCCUUCCAACGUCUGGUGCGUGAAAUUGCUCAGGACUUCAAAACAGAUCUGCGCUUCCAAAGCGCUGCCAUCGGUGCUUUGCAGGAGGCAAGUGAAGCCUACUUGGUUGGCCUGUUUGAAGAUACCAACCUGUGUGCUAUCCAUGCCAAACGUGUCACAAUCAUGCCAAAAGAUAUCCAGCUAGCACGCCGCAUACGUGGAGAGCGUGCCUAAACUUCACUAUGAUGGGUUUGUCAUUCUCAAAGCAAAAUCUUCUUCCUGUUAUUGGUAGUAAUGAACGUUAGAUAUUUUUUCCAUGGGGUUAAAAGGUACCUAAGUAUAUGGUUGCAAAUGGAAAGAAAAAUAGGGGACAGAAUUGGGAAUUGGCAAGUUUUUUUCCAUUUUCAUUUGUGUGUGGAUUUUUAAUAUAAAUGAGGGGACGUAAAACAACAAUGUGGUCAAAAAAAUGUUUCUGUGAAGAAGUUUCAACAAUUCAACUUUAUAAAAAAAAUACAAAUAAACCUGUCAAAUUUUUUCUGGACAAUGCCAGCAUUUGGAUUUUUUUAAACAAGUAAAUUUCUUAUCAAUGGCAACUAAAUGGUGUUUGUAGCAUUUUUAUCAUACAGUAGAUUCCAUCCAUUCACUAUACUUUUCUAACUGAGUUGUCCUACAUACAUGUUUUUAAUGUUGUCUGUCUUCUGUGCUGUUCCUGUAAGUUUGCUAUUAAAAUCCAUUAAACGAU
Molecule: messenger RNA, 1052 nt
Organism: Apus apus (common swift)
Lineage: Eukaryota; Metazoa; Chordata; Aves; Apodiformes; Apodidae
Product: histone H3.3A
Exons: 4
Coding region: 134-544 (136 amino acids)
Cellular component (GO): nucleosome
Molecular function (GO): protein heterodimerization activity; DNA binding; structural constituent of chromatin
Source: RefSeq, a predicted model, not a curated record